Messenger RNA from Lentinula edodes (shiitake mushroom), 1423 nucleotides. RefSeq names its product Rho GTPase activation protein. The record is from RefSeq and is a predicted model, not a curated record. The transcript is spliced from 10 exons. Gene Ontology annotation, molecular function: GTPase activator activity. Gene Ontology annotation, biological process: signal transduction; regulation of fungal-type cell wall organization; activation of GTPase activity. Gene Ontology annotation, cellular component: cell cortex. Bases 224 to 1423 code for a protein of 399 amino acids. Lineage: Eukaryota; Fungi; Basidiomycota; Agaricomycetes; Agaricales; Omphalotaceae.
CUCAGACCGCUACUGUAACUUUACUUUUCCUUAUUCCCUACUUCAUAUUCCCUAUCGAUAAAAUCAUCGUCUAUCUCUUAUACUGGCUUCGCGCCCAUCAAAGCGUUCUCUCUGGCCUUUCAAGAAGCGCAACCGAAGGAAUUCGUUGAACGUAGUUGAUCGCAGUACGACAGCUCCACUUCCAGUGUCUUCACGCCAUUCCUCCCCUCAUCCAUCCCCGCAAAUGGUCCCGGAACUCACACAAAGUCCACCUACGAAAGCCAAUCUGAGAGCUUGGUGGAAUACUUUCACUUCGGCGCAGAAAGCGAAGAGGGACGGCGAAGGCAAGGAUGAGCCGGAAAACGCAGUCUUUGGGAAGCCUUUGAAAGAGAGUUUGAGAUAUGCAAGUGUGCAGAUAUCUACAGCCAAUGCGAAUGGUGAACUCUACGUCUGGGGAUACAUUCCUGUAGUUGUUGCCAAGUGUGGUCUCUACCUGAAGGAAAAUGCGACAGAAGUUGAGGGCACGUUUCGUGUGAAUGGUUCUGCAAAGCGUAUGAGGGAGCUUCAAACUAUAUUUGAGACACCACCGCGGUACGGCAAGUCCUUGGACUGGAAGCAGUCCCCGUAUACAGCCCAUGAUGUUGCAAGCGUAUUCCGGCGGUAUCUGACAAGAAUGCCUGAACCAGUCAUACCCUACGAAAUGUACCACGGUUUUCGAGAUGCAUUAGCCAAACAACCUUUCAAUCAAGAAGAAGUUAUUGCGACCUAUAAACGACUAAUACGGCAAAUGCCCCGUGCCAACCAAUAUCUUCUUCUAUAUGUUCUUGAUUUACUAUCAGUCUUUGCACGGAAAUCGGACAAGAAUCUAAUGACUGCUACAAAUCUCGCCGUUAUUUUUAGGCCUGGUUUAAUGUCACAUCCAGACCAUGAUAUGAAUCCAAAAGAGCAUGCACUCAGCCAAAAAGUGCUGGAAUUCCUAAUCGCUCAACAAGAUUGGUUCAUGCUAGACAUACCCCCUCCACCCACAAACGAGUCAGGAUCGCCAACUUCUUUGGUCUCAGAGGAGGAUGUCACGGUCUUUCCUAGUUCUGAUGAAGAACAUCAGGUCGGCGGAGGGUGGAAGCUGGUCGGGAGGGAACCAAAGCUCUCGCGGCGAAAGACGACCAUCGACGUUAUCCGUAACGCUGAUUUUUCUUCAGAGCCCCGGAGACCCACAACUCAAGAAGGGAAUCUAUCUCCAGUAGCCGAGAGUCCUCCUGCGAAACCUGCUGAUCCUGAAGGAGGUGCUCUCGGUGUCACACGAAGUCGGACGCUCCCUUCAGGACGAAGGGGUCCUUCUUCUUCUUCAGAGUCCACGAAUGCAACGGAACGGGAGGCUCGACGUGUUCUUCGCAAGCAGAAACGAGCCUCGUCAUCACAACCGAGUCAUAAAGGAGGGACUUGA